Molecule: messenger RNA, 861 nt
Organism: Didymosphaeria variabile
Lineage: Eukaryota; Fungi; Ascomycota; Dothideomycetes; Pleosporales; Didymosphaeriaceae
Exons: 3
Coding region: 1-861 (286 amino acids)
Source: RefSeq, a predicted model, not a curated record
AUGACAGCACUUCUACCACAGCACAAGGCUGUUUUGGUUGUCUCCGCUUACACGGCUCUUGGUUUCGUUGUCAUGGAGAUCCUGUAUCUGGGAGUCUGGUGCCGACCGUUCAACCAAUAUUGGGCUGUUCCUCCUUCGAAUCCUCAGUGCUCCGCAGCUACCAACCACCUCAUCACGAAUGCUGUGCUCAACAUAUCUUCGGAUAUUAUGAUCAUAGCAAUUCCUAUGCCACUCCUGUUCAAGGUCAAGCUGCCGAAGAAGAACAAAGCGAUUCUGAUCGGUUUAUUCUUGAUCGGAACGUUCAAUAUCAUCGCAGCUGUCCUGAACAAGUACUAUUCCUUCACCCAUCCAUUCGGACUCGAAUGGACUGCGUGGUACCUACGCGAGUCCUACACCGCCUUCCUUUGCGCGAAUCUACCUCUGACGUAUCCGCUCCUCCAACGAAUCUUCAGGCUCAAAGCCUGGUCGCACAACUCCUACGAUGGGCGCUACAUGUCUGGAUCGCUCCAACGUGCAUCAGCAUGGCGAUCGGGACUGCGGUCGGAGCGGAAAUCUAGACUUGGGCUCAAGAGCAUCCCAGGAAAUGGAGGCAUAUCGAAGACUGUUAGCGUCAACGUGACGAACUCGAGGAGUCAUCACCAAGAGCUGCAGCGGAGUGAGAGUGAAGAGAGGAUAUACGGACCUCCGACGUCGAGGAUACAAUUAGAGCAGAAGACGUUCGAUGGCACGUCGGAGCAACACCUUUGGGUGCCUAGUGUCACGAUCGAGAUGGGACCGGUCAGUCCAACGAGUAACAAGGCAGAUAGUAUGACUACUACUGGGAGCAUCAAGAGUCUGGAAGAUGCACACGUCAGACAUUGA